AUGCUGGAAGGACAGGCCAGAAUCUUGAUAAGUGGUGCCGGUCAAGGAAUCGGGAGAGCCAUAGCAAGACAUUUUGCAUCCAAAGGCCACAAGAUUUUCAUCAUCGACAUCAACGAGGACAGCCUCCGCUAUACAGCGGAGGUACAUCUGAAGGAGCAUGCAGAUCGAAUGGGCUGGGCAAAGUGCGAUCUGCGCAGCGUCGACGAGAUUCGCGCCACGGUCAAGAAGGCUGCGGAAUUCCUGGACAACCGCAUCGACUUCUUGAUCAACAACGCCGGGAUAUCAUCACCGUACUGGAAGGACGGGAAGACCAUGGCGGAUGAAUCCGUACUAGAGCAAUGGCAGGCCUAUGUCGACACCAACCUGACUGGGCCGUUCGUCAUCUCGCAGGCGUGUAUUCCAUACAUGAAGGUCGAUGGACAGGCAGACAGGAUCAAGCAGCCCGGAUCAACCGUCGGCAUGGCAGGACCGUGUAUCGUCCACAUGGGCAGCUUUCGAGCUCUCGUUUCUGAUCCGAACCAGGAAGGCUACGCCGCCACGAAAGCGGGCUUACUAGGACUGACACACAGCAUGGCGGUUUCUUUGCAGACGUUCGGCAUUCGUGUCAACAUGGUCUCGCCCGGUCGGGUCAGGGCAACCCACGAAAGCCGCUCUGGUGACCAAAAUGAAGAGGAAUGGGAGGUCAAGGCAGAUGAUGUUGAUGUCCAUCCCGUCAAUCGAGCCGGACUGCCCGAAGACAUCUCCGAAGCUGUUGAAUACAUGCUCGGAGCAGGCUUUGUGACGGGCCAGAAUCUAGUGGUUGAUGGUGGCGUUACCAAGGUUAAGUGA
Molecule: messenger RNA, 828 nt
Organism: Capronia epimyces CBS 606.96
Lineage: Eukaryota; Fungi; Ascomycota; Eurotiomycetes; Chaetothyriales; Herpotrichiellaceae
Exons: 3
Coding region: 1-828 (275 amino acids)
Molecular function (GO): oxidoreductase activity, acting on the CH-OH group of donors, NAD or NADP as acceptor
Source: RefSeq, a predicted model, not a curated record